CCGACCGACCGACCGGCGGCGGAGGAAGUCAAGGCAAAGGAAAGGACAGGGGGGAAUUUAGGCUGUGUCCCGUAUUUGGAAUAAGCAAGACUGUAGACCACAGCUUUCCUCUUGACGUGAAACGAGUUCCUCUUUAACCUUCAAAAAGGACCCUCAUUUUUGACGGCUAACUUACGGGCUGAACUCCUGAACUAACCAUCGUUUAGAACUGUGAAGAAACUAAAGACACAUUUGGUUUCUGGACGAAGAAUGGGAUUUAAAGAACAUAUCUGCCAGCACUGAGUUGUGAAAACAAGGGGAUAUUUUCCAGUUGGAUAAAAAUAAUAAUAACCAUACCGUCGGAACAGGACGAAUUCAGUUACUCUUUGUUAACACUGUGUAUAUUUUAUGUCAGUUCCUCGGAAAAAUGGGGCAAUGAUGGGAUUUAGGGACGGAGAAAAGUAUCUUCAACGUUAGCUCGCUAGCUAGCCAAAUAGCUUACCUAGCAGGCUGCUAACUAAAGCCUGUGUCGCCCUUCCAUUCCUGGAGCAGAGGGGCGCUGGGGCUUUGUAGCAUUGCAGAUCUGCCUUGCAUUUUUGGGUUGCUGCAAGAAUGGAGAAUCCCAGAUAUCUGCCACAACAACUCAGGGGAAUCUGUUGAACCGCAUCGACUCGAUUAUUUUCCAUUUUCUAACACAGAGGAGACCAGAAAGUUCCAGUUAACGUUGGGAUUUCAUCAAAAUCAGCCGACCCGGGGCAGACAGGGUCUAUAAUUCUGACUACUUCUUUUCUUAUGUACCCUGUGGGGAUAGGUAUUAUAAAAUGGGGAAAUGCUGCUCGUCUCAUCCACCUCCCAGAUACUGGAUCUCGAGAGGGAGAUCAUGAAUGGGUCGGGUUUAACGCGGAAUUAGCCCCGGCAUGCCCUCUAUUUAAAGUUUUAUUCUUUUCGAGACAUAUUCAAGGUGAGAAAACUUCUUUACAGGCCCCUCAGCGCUAACUAACAGGCCGAGGAGGUGUUUGCUCACCCACCCUCACCUCCUCCAUCAUCAUUACUUCAAAAACCAACAAGCCGGAAUAAUGUCGGGAGAGGUGCGUUUGAAGAAGCUGGAGAAGCUGCUCCUGGACGGACCAGCUCAGUCCAAUGGCCAGUGCAUGAGUGUGGAAACGCUGCUGGAUAUCCUGGUCUGCCUCUACGAUGAGUGCAACAACUCCCCGCUCAGGAGAGAGAAAAAUAUCAUGGAGUUUCUGGACUGGGCCAAACCCUUCACAUCCAAAGUGAAGCAGAUGCGCCUUCAUAAAGAAGACUUUGAGAUCCUCAAGGUGAUUGGACGAGGAGCCUUUGGAGAGGUUGCAGUCGUAAAAGUGAAAAACACUGACAAGGUAUUCGCUAUGAAGAUUCUCAACAAGUGGGAGAUGCUGAAGCGAGCUGAGACGGCAUGUUUCCGGGAGGAGCGAGAUGUGUUGGUAAAUGGACACUGCCAGUGGAUUACCACCCUGCACUACGCCUUCCAGGACGACAAUAAUUUGUAUCUGGUCAUGGACUACUAUGUGGGUGGUGACCUGCUGACUCUGCUCAGUAAGUUUGAGGACCGACUGCCGGAGGAGAUGGCCAAGUUCUACCUGGCUGAGAUGGUGCUGGCCAUUGACUCUGUUCAUCAGCUACACUACGUCCACAGGGACAUAAAGCCCGACAACAUUCUGUUGGAUAUGAACGGCCACAUCCGCUUGGCUGACUUCGGCUCCUGCCUCAAACUUAUGGAGGACGGGACGGUCCAGUCCUCCGUGGCAGUGGGGACUCCAGACUACAUCUCCCCAGAAAUCCUCCAGGCAAUGGAGGACGGGAAAGGCAAGUAUGGACCUGAAUGCGACUGGUGGUCCCUGGGUGUCUGCAUGUAUGAAAUGCUGUACGGCGAGACCCCGUUCUAUGCAGAGUCCCUGGUGGAAACCUAUGGGAAGAUCAUGAACCACAAGGAGCGAUUCCAGUUCCCACAGCAGAUAUCAGACGUGUCAGAGGAUGCGAAGGAUCUGAUCCGCCGGCUCAUUUGCAGUCGAGAGCACCGAUUGGGCCAGAACGGCAUUGAGGACUUCAAGCAGCACCCCUUCUUCUCCGGCAUUGACUGGGACAACAUACUCACAUGUGAGGCCCCAUACAUCCCAGAGGUCAGCAGUCCAACAGAUACCUCCAACUUUGAUGUGGAUGAUGACUGUCUGAAGAACUCGGAGACCAUGCCCCCUCCCUCUCACACUGCCUUCUCUGGCCACCAUCUGCCCUUUGUGGGCUUCACCUAUACAAGUAAAUGUACCCUAUCUGACCGGGGUUGCCUGCGACAGCUGGCAGGGGAGCCAGGUAAGGCAGGCCAGGAUCAGGUGGACAUGGAUGUUCAGCGCAGCCUGGAGGACAGCCUGGCCACCGAGGCCUAUGAGAGGAGGAUCCGUCGCCUGGAGCAGGAGAAACUGGAGCUGAGCCGCAAACUGCAAGAGUCAACUCAGACGGUGCAGGCGCUGCAGCACCCAACAGGCGAGGGCUCCGUCAGCGCUAACAAGGAGGUGGAGAUCAGGAGCCUGAAGAGCGAGAUCGACAUCCUCAAGAAGCAGAUCGCUGACUCGGGACAACUAGAGAAGCAGCUGGAGGAUGUGACGUUGGCCCGCAGAGACCUGGAGGACUCUUCCAAACACAUUAAAACUCUGGAGAAACAGAUGAAGAGCGUUACACAGGAGAGAGACGAUCUGCAAAAGGACCUUUUGGACGCCAAUGAAAAGCUGAAGUCUCAGUCGAAAGAGCUGAAGGAAGCUCACAGUCAGAGAAAACUGGCCAUGCAGGAAUUUUCAGAGCUUAAUGAGAGACUCACAGACCUCAGGUCGGCAAAGCAGCGUCUGGUUCGCCAGUUGCGUGAUAAGGAGGAGGAGAUGGAGAGCCAGAGUCAAAAGGUUGAGGCUCUCCGCCUUGAGGUGCGAAAGGCUGAGAGGGCUAAGAAGGAGAUGGAGGCGCAGGCAGAGGAGCAGGCAGGAGAGGCUCAGAAAGAGAGGAAGCUGCGAGAGCGGAAUGAGCAGUACAGCCGACAGCUGGAGGAGGAGUUGGAAGGACUUAAGUUGAAGCAGGCUGGUCCCUCUGCCACUCUGACCUCGGCUGACCAGGAGGUAGGACGCCUGCGUGGAGACUUGGAGAAGAAAACGCUCCAGUACGAGGAGGAACUGGGCCGUAGGGAGGCACAGCACAGCAACGAGCUGAAGGCGCUGCGCAAGGAGCUGAGGGAUGCUGAGAGCCAGCACCUUGCCCUGCAGAAAGAAAUCCUGAUGCUUAAAGACAAGCUGGAUAAGACUCGCCGUGAGAGCCAAAGCGAGCGGGAAGAGUUUGAGACCGAGUACAAGCAGAAGUAUGAGAGGGAAAGAAUCCUGCUUUCUGAAGAAAAUAAGAAGCUUUCCAGUGAACUGGAUAAGCUGACGAGCAUGUUCGAGAAGGUGAGCGGCUCCAACCGGCAGCUGGAGGAAGAGAUGAGGGAGCUGGCUGACAAAAAGGAGAGUGUUGCUCACUGGGAGGCCCAGAUCACAGAAAUCAUCCAAUGGGUGAGCGAUGAGAAGGAUGCCCGGGGCUACCUGCAGGCUCUGGCCACUAAGAUGACAGAAGAGCUGGAGGGACUAAGAAACACCAGCCUGGGACCCAGAGCCACGGACAUGCCAUGGAAAAUGCGCCGGUUUGCCAAGCUGGACAUGUCAGCCCGUCUGGAGCUGCAGUCGGCCUUGGAUGCUGAGAUCAGGGCCAAACAGGGCAUCCAGGAUGAACUGAACAAAGUCAAGGCCAACAGCAUCUCCACAGAAUGUAAACUGCAGGAGGUGGAAAAUAAAAACCAGGAACUCCUGGCUGAGAUCGAGAGGCUGAAAAAGGAGACAGAGGAGCUUCGGCUACGAAGGGGUGUCAAGCACCAGGAUUCCCAGAAUUCCUUCUUGGCUUUUCUCAAUGCCCCCACCUCAGCACUUGACCAGUUUGAUCGCUCGCCAUCCGUUGGCCCAGCUAGCAAAGGCAGACGUGUGGACUCCAUGGACAACUUCACCCCCUCUAACACUCCAUCCCGAGAAGAUGACGCUAAGUCCCACCUCAAAUCCCGUUCGCGUUCACCCUCCAUGGCUAGUGAUAUGGAGCCUAUAGAGUUGAUAGACCAUCCUCCUCGUACAGUCCAGACACCCACCAUGAGGUCAGGAGGGUACGGCAGUAUUGGACGCUCCUCACCUAAGCCCAAAGCACACCAGUUUGUGGUCAAGACAUUCAGCACGCCCACUAAGUGUAACCAGUGCACGUCCCUCAUGGUGGGGCUUAUACGUCAAGGUUGUACCUGUGAAGUGUGUAACUUCUCCUGCCACGUAACAUGUGCGGACAAGGCACCGGCCGUGUGUCCUGUGCCCCAGGACCAGACCAAGGGCCCACUGGGUAUUGACCCUCAGAGGGGCAUUGGCACGGCGUAUGAAGGGCACGUCAGGGUGCCCAAACCCACAGGGGUGAAGAAGGGUUGGCAGAGGGCAAUGGCUGUGGUCUGUGACUUCAAACUGUUCCUCUACGAACUGGGAGAAGGAAAAGCAACACAACCAAGUGUAGUAGUCAGCCAAGUCAUUGAUAUGAGGGAUGAAGAGUUUUCAGUCAGUUCUGUCCUGGCCUCCGAUGUCAUCCACGCCAGCCGCAAGGACAUCCCCUGCAUAUUCAGAGUGACAGCGUCCCAGCUCUCCCCCUCCAGCAGCCACAAGCCCUCCAUCCUGAUCUUGGCCGACAGCGACCAAGAGAGGAACAAAUGGGUGGGCCUCCUCAAUGAGCUCCACCGCAUCCUCAAGAAGAACAAGCUCAAGGAGCGCUUCGUCUACAUCCCCAAGGAGGCUUAUGACAGCACGCUGCCGCUCAUCAAGACGACACAGUCUGCUGCUAUCAUAGAUCACGAGCGUGUCGCCCUGGGCAAUGAGGAAGGCCUUUUUGUCAUCCAUGUCACCAAAGAUGAAAUAAUCCGGGUGGGAGACAAUAAGAAGGUGCACCACAUCGACCUGAUCCCCCAGGAGCAGCUGCUGGCCGUCAUCUCCGGCAGGAACCGCCAUGUCCGUCUCUUCCCCACGCAGGCCCUGGACGGCCGUGAGACCGACUCCUACAAGCUGGCCGAGACAAAAGGCUGCCAGACCAUUGUCUCUGGCCCCGUCCGCAACGGCUCGCUCACCUGCCUCUGUGUGGCCAUGAAGAGACAAAUCAUAUGCUAUGAGGUGAAUAAGAGUAAAGCCCGUCACCGUCGGUUGCGAGAGCUGCAGGCCCCGGGCCCCGUUCAGUGGAUGGGUCUGCUCAGUGAGCGUCUCUAUGUGGGCUAUCAGUCUGGCUUCACCCGCUACAGCGUCCACGGUGACAUGUCUCCGGUCAGCCUGCUCCAUCAUGAGGACCACACCCUGGCCUUUAUCCCCCAGCAGAACCUGGACGCCCUCUGUGCUGUGGAGAUUUCCAGCAAAGAGCUGCUGCUGUGCUUCAGCUCCAUCGGGGUGUAUGUGGACUCCCAGGGCCGCAGGUCACGCCAGCAGGAGCUGAUGUGGCCGGCUGUGCCCAACGCUGCCUGCUACAACGCCCCCUACCUGUCAGUGUACAGUGAGAACGCUGUCGAUGUGUUUGACGUCAACACCAUGGAGUGGAUUCAGACCAUCCCGCUGAAGAAGGUGCGACCUCUGAACGUUGAAGGCUCUCUGAACCUGCUGGGACUGGAGACGGUCCGGCUCAUCUACUUUAGAAACAAGAUGGCCGAGGGUGAUGAGCUGGUCGUCCCGGAGACGUCAGACAACAGCAGGAAGCAGAUGGUGCGCAGCAUGAACAACAAGAGACGCUUCUCCUUCAGGGUGCCUGAGGAAGAGCGGCUUCAGCAGAGGAGAGAGAUGCUGCGAGAUCCAGAGAUGAGGAACAAGCUGAUCUCCAAUCCCACCAACUUUAACCACGUGGCCCACAUGGGACCAGGAGACGGGAUCCAGAUCCUUAAAGACCUGCCCAUGAACGUUCGUGUUCAGGAGAGUCGUGCGGGCUUCAGCGGUUCAGUCAGCAUCCCCUCCAUCACCAAGAACCGGGCCGAGCCGGGCCGCUCCAUGAGCGCCAGCAGUGGACUGGGCAUACGCUCGUCCUCCCAGAACGGCAGCGCUCUGCGUAGAGAACUGUCGGGAGGAAGCUACGGAUCCAAACGUCAGACCAUGACGUCUCCCUCUGAGAGCUCCCUGUCCUCUGGCGGGGGAAUGGACUGUGGUGACGCUCCGCUGUCACAGUUUGACAGAGAGUGGCAGGCAGUCUCACCGUCGGAGAAGACCCCCGAUCUGAAAAGGGCUUUAAGGACCCUGCUUAGUAAGAUGAAGGACUCGGACUCCCCCCGUCACUCCACGGCCUCCAACAGCUCCACCUUCAGCAGCCCUCCCAGCCCAGCCUCCCCACACAAGACCAAGUCCCUGUCCCUGGAGAGCACAGACCGGAUGGGCUGGGACACAUGAGCCCCCUUCCCCUCCCAGCCUCUCGCCCGCCCAACCCCACUGACCGACCGACCGACAGCACAGGACUCUAAACCUUCCUCCUCCUCCUCUUCUUCUUCUUCUUCGUCCUCCUCCACCGCAGCCUCUCGCCUCCUUUCUGAAUAUUCCCCCUCACUGCCCAGAGAACUGCACCCCCUGUCCUCCACUCUCUCUUGAUGAACUUUUGUCCCACUUCACAGCCUCCGUUUGUCUGUUUGUCUCUCACCAUACUUCCAACGUGGGGCAGAAACACUAAGACACAGUCUGCCGUGUGUUUGAGGGACGCUCUGAGGGAGACGUCAUCACGCGUUAGUGGCAGUGCACAUGUGGGUGCUGACGUUUGAGGGUGCAGAUGUGUGCGUGUGUGUUUGAGAGAAGCUGUAUGCUCUUGCGUGUGUGCAUGUGUUUGUUCGGGAAGGGCGUAUGAUAUAGGAAUGAAACACUCUCGGCUUGACUCGGCUCUUUCCGCUAUCGACUGACGUGACACCCCUCACUCCCCCCCCCCCUCCCCCCCAAUGAGAUCGGUUCAGACUCAGAAACCUCAUGAUGCAACAAAAAAAAAAUAACAGAGGAGGAUUAUUACUGAGAGGAAAUGAUUUGUACUUGUACAUAGGACCCUUUGGGUUUUAGGGGACGAUAUUUUAAUUUAUUUAUCAAUCUUAGACAAGGAAAGGGAGGUUUGCUUCUUAAUGGCCUGAAGCAGACGGGUGGAGUUUAAAGCCCUCCUCACUUCCCUCAGUCGCUUUCUCUUUGGGUGCUGCAAAAAAUUGAAAAAGGUUA
This is a messenger RNA of Toxotes jaculatrix (banded archerfish), 7256 nucleotides long. It is a transcript of the gene cdc42bpab, whose product is annotated as CDC42 binding protein kinase alpha (DMPK-like) b. The transcript is spliced from 43 exons. Gene Ontology annotation, cellular component: cytoskeleton; cytoplasm; actomyosin. The record is from RefSeq and is a predicted model, not a curated record. Gene Ontology annotation, molecular function: protein serine/threonine kinase activity; ATP binding. Gene Ontology annotation, biological process: actomyosin structure organization; peptidyl-threonine phosphorylation. Lineage: Eukaryota; Metazoa; Chordata; Actinopteri; Toxotidae. The coding region runs from base 1056 to 6458 and encodes 1800 amino acids.